CGAGUCAUUUUGAUCAAUUGGUCAAUUAUGGUCAUGAAAGGUUCUACAGUCACUGCUUUUCCAGCGCUUACGGCUCUCUGCUGCAUUAUCCUUCGGUAUUGCGCAACUUGUUCUGUCGAGUAUGUUUAACACAGAGAACCUCAUCCUCCGCGGAUUCCAAGACAAUGAUCUAGAGGGAAUCCUUGCUCUGCGGAACGACCCCCUCGUCCAACGCACUCAGACAUUCUCAGCUAUCGCGCCUCCACCAUCCUCAAAGUACAAGGAGUAUAUGAAGACCUUUGCCGAGGGCUCAGCGCUCUGGUUUUCUUUGGUACACAAGGAGUCAGAGAAUUUUAUCGGUUUCUGUUGCAUCAAUUUAUUGGAGGCGAAGAACCGGGACGCACGCUUGGGUAUAACCAUCGCCUCUGGGUUCUGGGGGAAGGGAUAUGGAACGGAAGCCACGCGCUUCACUGUAAACUAUGCGUUCAAAUAUUUCGGAUUGCAACGUAUCUCUUUGGAUGUUACGGAAGGCAAUGCCAGAGCACGAGCGAUUUAUGCCAAAUUAGGUUUUAAGGUGGAGGGAAGGAAACGACGGGGGAAUUGGGUAGAUGGACAUUGGGAGGAUAUUGUCUAUAUGGGGGUUCUAGAUGAUGAAUGGGCGGAGCUGUAUCCUGACAAAUUUGCUCGCAUCUUGCGACAGAGUCGUUAAAUUCCGGUCAGACUCAAUAUUGGCUGUUCCCGACCAUGAGGAAACAGAGGAAUCG
Suillus subalutaceus is the source of this 743-nucleotide messenger RNA. Its product is annotated as acyl-CoA N-acyltransferase. Lineage: Eukaryota; Fungi; Basidiomycota; Agaricomycetes; Boletales; Suillaceae. Gene Ontology annotation, molecular function: acyltransferase activity, transferring groups other than amino-acyl groups. The transcript has 3 exons. Bases 122 to 688 code for a protein of 188 amino acids. The record is from RefSeq and is a predicted model, not a curated record.